AUGGGUGCGCAAUUAGACGGCACGUGGCCAAUGGAGAUUACAAAUAGUGCUACGCCUUCGUCUCCACUAGCACCCAAACACUUUUCUUCGCCUACACCCGUCUGCCGUGGAUUCAACCACAGGUUCGAGCAGUACAUUACCUACCACACGGGCAGACGUACAAUGUACCGGAAGGAAGAGCUACCGAGUGUCUAUAGCCACCCCGAUUCGAGCGUCGCUUCCAGUGCAACCCAGGUCGUCAAAAACUUCUUGAGCGAGAACGACUCGAACAUAGUCAACUGGCAAGGCGAGAACGAUGCGGCCAAUCCAAGGAACUUCCCUUCAUGGAAGAAGACGAUCAACAUCGCAUGCAUCUUCUACUUGUGUCUUGUAUCACCUUUCACCUCCUCUGUAGUUGCACCAGCUAUCCCGGAUAUCAUGGCCGAUUUUGCCUCCACAGAUGCCUACCUUUCCGCCUUCGUACUCAGCGUCUACGUCUUGGGCUACGCUUUUGGUCCGCUACUCAUCAGUCCUCUUUCGGAACAAUAUGGUCGACUGCCACUAUACCAUGCAGGCAAUGUGCUCUUCACAGUAUGCACUCUGGCCUGUGGACGCGCAAACUCGCUCGGUAUGCUAGCGGUCCUGCGUUUCCUUGCAGGCGCAGGUGCAAGUAACGUAUUUGCCCUGGCACCAUCCAGCCUUGCCGAUCUCGUAGCAAAGGAAGAGCGUGGCCGAGCAAUGGCAUUGGUAGGCAUGGCAUACAAUCUCGGUCCUGCAAUUAGUCCUACAGCAGGCAGCUACCUCAACGCAGCCCAAGGCUGGCGAUGGGUAUUCUACCUUACCGGAAUUCUCGGCGGAGCAGGUACACUGCUCAGCAUGAUCUGCAUGUCAGAGACGUACGAACCAGUCAUUCUUCGGCGCAAAGCGGCACAUCUCCGUAAACAGACGGGUGACAAGACGUUGCGAGCCAAGUCGGACACUGGACCCGGAGCGAACAAGAUCAAAGCUUUCCGCGAAGCGAUGGUCAUGCCCUUCGCUAUGCUAUUCUUUUCGCGUCCAAUCUUCUUCACCUCGCUACUCACAGCUGUCGGGUACGGGUAUGUUUACAUUUUGUACACCACCAUUCCCAGCACGUUUCUAGAGACGUACCAUUGGGCUCCAAAGAAGCUUGGCCUGGCAUACCUGGGCACUGCUGUUGGAAACCUCAUCGGCAUGGUCGGAGCUAGUGUAAUGAGCGACAGCCUCGUCAAGCGUAGAGCACUCAAAGACGAUACGCGGCCUGAAAUUCGACUGCUCCCCAUGAUUUUCUGGUGGCCGCUCGUGAGCGUCGGGUUGUUUAUGUACGCAUGGACAGCUCAACAUGCUGUGCAUUGGAUCGCCCCGUUGAUUGGAACUACGAUCUUUGGUAUGGGAGCCAUGAGCGCUAUUUUCUUCACUGGCACUUACAUUCUCGACGCUUAUCCUCUUCACUCUGCUUCCGGCAUGGCUGCUUGCUCAGUCAUGCGCUCACUUAUCGGUGGUCUGGCGCCUCUAUUCUCGCAUAAGAUGUAUCAGGAUCUGGGGGUUGGCUGGGCGUUCUCGCUACUCGCUCUCAUCGCCCUUGCAUUCGCACCUGUGCCGGUAGUGUUCUAUAAGUUCGGUGAGAAGUGGCGGGGACAAGAGCGCUACGGUGGACGAGUUGUAAGUAAGGCAACUGCUUGA
This is a messenger RNA of Pyrenophora tritici-repentis Pt-1C-BFP, 1680 nucleotides long. RefSeq lists its product as uncharacterized. Gene Ontology annotation, molecular function: transmembrane transporter activity. The record is from RefSeq and is a predicted model, not a curated record. NCBI's taxonomy places the organism in Eukaryota, Fungi, Ascomycota, Dothideomycetes, Pleosporales, Pleosporaceae. Gene Ontology annotation, biological process: transmembrane transport. Gene Ontology annotation, cellular component: plasma membrane.